UAUGUGUUCCUGAUGCGGUCGGAGCGGGCAAGCCGUGUAUGUAUUGUGGUGCUGGAGGAGGUGGAAGAGGAUGAGUCCUCUUCUUCAACCCCACCUCCUCGCCCCAAAUCCUCUCCAGAUCACAGAUCCCAUCAUGCCUCUCACAAGGCUAGCGCUCAGGAAGACAAGCCGUCUCUGUUGAGAGCCAUCUUCAAUGUGGACCCUGAUGAAGUUCGCUCUCUCAUAUUCAAGAAAGAAGAUGUCAACAUGCAGGAUAAUGAGAAGCGGACCCCCCUGCAUGCAGCAGCCUACCUGGGAGAUGCUGAGAUCAUUGAGUUGCUCAUCCUCUCAGGAGCCAGAGUUAAUGCCAAAGAUAACAAGUGGUUGACUCCUCUUCACCGAGCUGUUGCCUCUUGUAGUGAGGAUGCAGUGUCGGUAUUGCUGAAGCAUAGUGCUGAUGUUAAUGCCCGAGACAAAAACUGGCAGACACCACUCCAUGUUGCUGCUAGCAACAAGGCUGUCCGCUGUGCCGAGGCUCUGGUCCCUUUGCUUAGCAACGUUAAUGUGUCUGACCGUGCCGGACGCACUGCCUUGCACCAUGCUGCCUUCAGUGGACAUGUAGAGAUGGUGAAGCUGCUUCUGUCCAGAGGAGCUAAUAUCAAUGCGUUUGAUAAGAAAGACAGGAGAGCCAUCCACUGGGCAGCUUACAUGGGUCAUCUGGAGGUGGUGAGGUUACUGGUGGCAAGUGGCGCAGAGUUCGACUGCAAGGACAAGAAGGCCUACACGCCACUCCAUGCAGCCGCCUCCAGUGGCAUGAGCAGUACCGUCCACUACCUACUGGGCUUGGGUGUCCAGAUCAAUGAUGUGAAUAGCUAUGGUAACUCCCCGCUCCACGUGGCCUGUUACAACGGACAAGAUGUGGUGGUCAAUGAGCUCAUUGAGGCAGGAGCUAAUAUCAACCAGGUGAAUGAGAGGGGGUUCUCCGCACUCCACUUUGCCUCUUCCUCCCGACAGGGAGCGCUGUGCCAGGAGUUGUUGCUGGCCAAAGGAGCUUACGUCAAUAUGAGAAGCAGGGAUGGUAAGACUCCCCUUCACAUGGCAGCUGCUCACGGCAGGUUCUCUCGCUCUCGGGCCCUUAUUGAAAAUGGAGCAGAGGUUGACUGUGAAGACAAGAGCAAAAACUCUGCCCUUCAUAUUGCUGCCCGCUAUGGCCAUGAGCUCAUUAUCACUGCACUCAUCAACCAGGGGGCCAACAUCGCCAAGAGAGGUCUUCAUGGAAUGUUUCCCCUCCACCUGGCAGCCCUCAGCGGCUUUUCAGACUGCUGCAGGAAGCUGCUGUCAUCAGACUUUGAUAUAGACACCCCGGACGACUUCGGAAGAACCUGUCUACAUGCUGCUGCAGCUGGAGGGAAUCUGGAGUGCCUGAACCUGCUGUUAAAUGCAGGAGCAGACUUCAACAGGAAAGACAAAUUUGGAAGGACUCCGCUGCACUAUGCAUCAGCCAAUUGUAACUUCCAUUGUGUGUUUGCCCUGGUGGGCUCCGGGGCCAGCGUCAACGAGCUGGACCAGAGAGGCUGCAGUCCCCUGCACUAUGCUGCUGCUGGAGACACUGAAGGAAAGUGUCUGGAGUACCUGUUGAGGAAUGAUGCUGAUCCCGGAGUUAGAGACAGACGGGGCUACAGCUCAGUGCACUAUGCAUCAGCCUACGGACACACACUCUGCCUGGAAAUGAUGGCCAGUGAGACACCUCUUGAUGUGCUGCUGGAGACGUCAGGAACAGACCUCCUGCGUGACUCAGAAAGUCAGGCGCCUGUCAGUCCACUUCAUCUGGCGGCCUACCACGGCCACUGUGGCGCAUUAGAAGUCCUCCUGUCCACCCUGCUAGAAGUGGAUAGGCGCAGCCCCGAUGGCCGGACCCCUUUAAGUCUGGCCUGCUCCAGGGGCCGCCAGGAGUGUGUCUCAUUGCUGCUCCACCAUGGCGCCUCACCCAUGGCCUGUGACUACAGUCAAAAAAGGACGGCCAUACACGCUGCAGCUAUGAAUGGCUAUCCAGAGUGCCUACGCCUGCUCAUCAGCAACAAUGACCAACGCGUUUCUGUGGAUAUACAAGACAUCAAUGGAGAGACCCCUCUGAUGCUGGCAGUACUGAACGGACACACAGAGUGUGUGUACACGCUGCUCAGUCAUGGAGCAAGCGUUGAGGCCCGGGAUUGCUGGGGCAGGACCGCACUACACCGCGGGGCAGUGACCGGCCAGGUGGAGUGUAUCGAAGCCCUCCUCCAGCGAGGGGCCAGUGUGUGUGUGAAGGACAUCCGAGGCCUCUCGCCCUUUCUCCUGGCUGCUGCCUGCGGACGUUUGGGUGCCCUGGGGGCCUUCCUGCAGGCCAUCAACAACUCCCACACCCCCACACACUUUACGGACAACCACGGCUACACACCACUGCACUGGGCAUGCUACAACGGUUAUGAUGCAUGUGCGGAAGCACUAUUGGAGCAUGAGCUUUUCCAGAAAAUUCAGGGCAACCCUUUUACCGCCCUGCACUGUGCUGUAAUUAAUGAUCAUGAGGGGGUGGCGGAGAUGUUAAUCGACUCUCUGGGCUCCGCCAUCAUCAACACCGCUGAUUCCAAGGGCAGAACUCCCCUUCACGCUGCAGCAUUCUCUGACCAUGUGGAGUGUGUGUCCCUGCUCCUGGGUCAUGGAGCUCAGGCCAACACAGCAGACACACACACUCGCAGCACACCGCUGAUGAUGGCCGCUCACAAUGGACAGACAAAUGCUGUUGAGGUGUUGGUGAGCAGUGCAAAAGCUGACCUCACGAGACAGGAUAACAACAGGAACACAGCCUUACAUCUAGCUUGCAGCAAGGGUCACGAGACAAGUGCCUUGCUGAUUUUGGAGAAGAUUAAUGACAAGAACUUCAUCAACUGCACCAACACUGCUCUGCAGACGCCCCUACAUGUAGCAGCCAGGAACGGUCUGACAGUGGUGGUUCAAGAACUGCUGGGGAAAGGAGCCAGUGUUCAAGCAGUGGAUGAGAAUGGUUACACCCCGGCGCUGGCCUGCGCCCCCAACCGGGAUGUGGCUGACUGCCUGGCUCUCAUCCUCAAUUCCAUGAUGCCCACCUCCCCUAUGGUCACCAUAGCAGCACUGCCCACCCUUUCUCUCAAUCAGACAGCCAUCAAUCACCGUUCCUCAUCCAAUCAUGUCUCCAAAGGUGUGGCUUUCAGCACCCCGCCUCCUCUGCGGCCUGACCAUGGCUCCUACUGUAGGCUGGACCGCCCACUGUCCUGUGUCUCUGCAGACGAUGAGCUCAACGACUCUGAUUCAGAGACAUACUGA
Molecule: messenger RNA, 3318 nt
Organism: Lampris incognitus (smalleye Pacific opah)
Lineage: Eukaryota; Metazoa; Chordata; Actinopteri; Lampriformes; Lampridae
Gene: ankrd28a
Product: serine/threonine-protein phosphatase 6 regulatory ankyrin repeat subunit A
Molecular function (GO): protein binding
Source: RefSeq, a predicted model, not a curated record